AUGACUGCCAGAGAAGGCGAACCAAACAGCGCGUCGAUGGAGUUGCUGAAUCAGUACGCAAAGUACUUUCCACAUGUCCUCUUCACCAGCCAUAAGGCCUUCGAGAAGUAUGUGGCGAGCCUCGACCCCGAGGUCUACAAUAACUGUGUAGACCUGCCAGAAGGCGAGGAGUCACUGGAGUCCAGGAACCCGCAGGAGCACAUGUAUGUGCUGACGACGCUGGUGGGUCGAAACCCAACCACGGCCGCCUUCGUGGCCACCCGCUGCUCGGUCCCAGCGGAGAAGGUGGUGGCCAAGUUUGUCAUGCUAAGCGAUGAAAGGCAGGCCGCGUACGCUCGCAGUGAGCUGCACUGCCUUGCCGCGUGCACACAUUUUGGGAUUGUAAAGCACUUCGACGACUUCAAGUCCGACGACAAGCUGCUGCUUAUUAUGGAGUAUGGCAGCGGCGGCGACCUCAACAAGCAGAUCAAGCAGCGCCUGAAGGAGCACCUCCCUUUUCAAGAGUACGAGGUCGGGCUUCUCUUCUACCAGAUUGUUCUGGCCUUGGACGAGGUACACAGCCGCUGCAUGAUGCAUCGUGAUUUAAAAAGCGCAAACAUCUUUCUCAUGCCCACUGGCAUAAUCAAGCUCGGCGACUUUGGCUUCUCGAAGCAGUACAGCGACUCCGUCUCACUCGACGUGGCAUCGUCGUUCUGCGGUACCCCGUACUACCUCGCCCCGGAGGUGUGGGAGCGCAAGCGGUACAGUAAAAAGGCGGACAUGUGGUCCCUCGGUGUCAUUUUGUAUGAGCUGCUGACCCUGCACCGCCCCUUCAAGGGACCGUCGCAGCGCGAGAUUUUGCAGCAGGUGUUGUACGGCAAGUACGACCCAUUUCCGUGCCCUGUGUCAAGCACCAUGAAGGCGCUUCUGGAUCCACUACUGUCGAAGAACCCAGCUGACCGGCCAACCACGCAGCAGCUGCUGCACACGGAGUUUCUCAAGUACGUGGCUAACCUGUUCCAGGAUAUUGUGCGUCACUCCGAGACCAUCUCACCCAACGAUAGGACAGAGAUUCUGAAGCAGCUGCAGGGGAGCGGCGAGCGAGCCCCGUCACCGUCGUCGAUCCGCUACGACGUCCUUACUUCAGAGGUGACACACGGUGGGUAUCUGUACAAGUACAGCUCUGACAUGCGCUGGAAGAAGCGUUACUUCUACAUUGGUAACGGCCAGCUGCGAAUUUCGCUGAGCGAGAACCCCGAGAACGACGGCGUAGCCCCCAAGUCCGUCAACCUGGAGACGGUGAGCGACGCGUUCCCAGUGCCUGAGGUGUACUCGCAAAAGCACCCGAAUCAGCUGGUGCUGUGGUUCAACAACGGCCAGAAGAUCAUCGCGUACGCCACUACGAAGGAGGACAGGGACGUGUGGAUCUCAAAGUUCCAACGCGCCUGUGGUAUGUAA
This is a messenger RNA of Leishmania braziliensis MHOM/BR/75/M2904, 1437 nucleotides long. RefSeq names its product putative folate/biopterin transporter (gene BT1). Gene Ontology annotation, biological process: protein phosphorylation. The record is from RefSeq and is a predicted model, not a curated record. Lineage: Eukaryota; Euglenozoa; Kinetoplastea; Trypanosomatida; Trypanosomatidae. The coding region runs from base 1 to 1437 and encodes 478 amino acids. The transcript has a single exon. Gene Ontology annotation, molecular function: ATP binding; protein kinase activity.